GUUAAGGGCGUAGGCACGAUUCUCCGUACGCCGAGAGCGGCUCGGCCGCGCGCACGCCGGGCAUCCAGGCCGAGCCGGGAACGCCGAGAGCAUGGCCGGCGCGGGCGCGAAGCGGCGCGCGGUGGCGGCCCCGGCGGCGGCGGCGGAGGAAGAGAAGCAGGCGCGGGAGAAGAUGCUGGAGGGGCGGCGCGCGGACGGAGAGGACUCUGGGGGCGAAGGCGUGACUCUGCAGCGCAACAUCACACUGCUCAACGGUGUGGCCAUCAUCGUGGGCACCAUCAUCGGCUCGGGCAUCUUCGUAACGCCCACGGGCGUGCUCAAGGAGGCGGGCUCGCCCGGGUUGGCGCUGGUGGUGUGGGCUGUGUGCGGUGUCUUCUCCAUCGUGGGCGCGCUCUGCUACGCCGAGCUGGGCACCACUAUCUCCAAGUCCGGCGGCGACUACGCCUACAUGUUGGAGGUCUACGGCUCGCUGCCCGCCUUCCUCAAGCUCUGGAUUGAGCUGCUCAUCAUUCGACCCUCCUCGCAGUACAUCGUGGCGCUGGUCUUCGCCACGUACCUGCUCAAGCCGAUCUUCCCCACCUGUCCAGUGCCUGAGGAGGCAGCCAAGCUCGUGGCCUGCCUCUGCGUGCUGCUGCUCACGGCUGUGAACUGCUACAGCGUGAAGGCCGCCACCCGCGUGCAGGACGCCUUUGCUGCUGCCAAGCUGCUGGCCCUGGCUCUCAUCAUCCUGCUUGGCUUCAUCCAGAUGGGAAAGGGUGAUAUGUCCAACCUGCACCCUAAGUUGUCCUUUGAAGGCACCAAUUUGGAUGUGGGGAACAUCGUGCUGGCAUUGUACAGUGGCCUGUUUGCCUAUGGAGGAUGGAACUAUCUGAAUUUUGUCACAGAGGAGAUGAUCAACCCUUACAGAAACCUGCCCUUGGCCAUCAUCAUUUCCCUGCCCAUUGUCACGCUGGUAUAUGUGCUGACGAACCUGGCCUACUUCACCACCCUGUCGACCAACCAGAUGCUUGUGUCUGAAGCUGUGGCUGUGGACUUUGGGAACUAUCACCUAGGAGUCAUGUCCUGGAUCAUCCCCGUCUUCGUGGGCUUGUCCUGCUUCGGCUCUGUCAAUGGGUCUCUGUUCACAUCCUCAAGGCUGUUCUUCGUGGGAUCUCGGGAGGGCCACCUGCCUUCUGUCCUCUCCAUGAUCCACCCACAGCUCCUGACCCCUGUUCCGUCACUGGUGUUCACAUGUGUCAUGACCCUGAUGUACGCCUUCUCCAAUGACAUCUUCUCCAUCAUCAACUUCUUCAGCUUCUUCAACUGGCUGUGUGUGGCCCUGGCUAUCAUCGGCAUGAUGUGGCUUCGCUUCAGGAAGCCUGAGCUGGAGCGUCCCAUCAAAGUGAACCUGGCCCUCCCGGUGUUUUUCAUCUUGGCCUGCCUCUUCCUCAUCGCUGUGUCCUUCUGGAAGACACCCAAGGAGUGUGGCAUUGGCUUUGCCAUUAUCCUCAGCGGGCUGCCUGUCUACUUCUUUGGCGUCUGGUGGCAGAAUAAACCCAAGUGGCUCCUGCAAGCCAUCUUCUCUGGGACGGUGCUCUGCCAGAAGCUUAUGCAGGUGGUUCCUCAGGAGACUUAGCUGCGAGUCUCGGGUGCCACAGGGAGAAUGCGCACAGUGACUGCUUCUGGAAAGUUCACCUUUGGAAGAGCAGCGUCCAGGCCUGUCAUUCCCCACAGCUCCAGCGAGCGCCACCAACUCUCCAGCACCAUCCACUGUCCCUCCAAUGGUCGAGGGUCCACAGCGGCUGCGAAAGAAAACUCUGGUACGAAUUUGGUCCUAGAAGGCGACCAUCUGUGCAUGGCACUCAGUGUUAGCGCAUGCCGUGAGCUGAGGCCUGGUUUUUGUGACUUUCUGGGGACUGCCACAUCUGGUCUUUCUCCCCGCUCUGAUUUUUGUUUUAUUUUGUUUUUGUAGCUUGCAUUUUGGGUCAAGUUUACACUACCGAGAUGAUUAUUUUUAAACAGAACAGGGUAGCAAGGAGCAGGAGAUGCGUAGCUAGAGCAGCCCAGCUGUGAAUGUGAACGCACUGGCCACAGCCCUUCUCCCGAGGCUGUGUCGCUCAGUAGCAAAGUGUGCCUCAAGGGGACCACGUCGCUGUCACCCGUCGACAGAACUACUGAGACUCGGGUGUCACCUGUUCUACUGUGGACUUGGACUGACAGGCAGAUGACAUAUCUUGCUUGGGUUGUUUUAUUUUUCUGGGAUCCUGGAGAUGGAACCCAGCCUCAUUCAUAUGGGGCAAGUGCUCUACUGCUGAGUUACGUUUUUAACCUUAUAAACGUAGAGCUCAGGUCUCACUGAAGUCCUGGGGAUUCCUCUUCCCUUGGCCAUACAUGAAAGAGCGCUCCGCAACCAUAACUCAGCAGCUGGCUGCCAUAGCUAGAAGCUCGUGGGAAGAGCUGGCUUCCAGCUGUCAUCUACAGGGCCACGUGUGCUUGUGCACACUGGCAGACACAGUCUAUCGAUCCCCUACCCCAGCGCUCUUAGAAACAGACCAGGAAGGCGGACAGUGACCAGCACCAUGGGUCUCCCACCCACACCCCUCUGUUCACCGCCAUAGUUCCUGAGACUGUCACCGCCAUCCCCUCCUUAUCCCCUGUACCCAUUGUCCAAAACAUGCACCGGACGCCCCUCCCUGCCGUGUGCCACCUGUGUGACAAGACCACUCGAGCUUCCUGAGUAUGAAAGCUGCUGGCUGCAUGCUGCUCUCCCUCCUGUUGGGACCACCCUACAAGCUUCCCAUUCUCUUCUAGAGGAGACAGCUGAGGUCCAGCCAGCAUACCUAACCAAGAACUGAUCUGCUUAGAGAGCCAUCAGGUUCUAUUACCCUUGCUAGCCCCAGCCAUCACCGCAGGUCACGGCCUGCCUGCAAGAGUGAUUCUCUGCAGAGCCUGCAUGGUGGUGACCUUACCACUGUCCACCCCCCCCCCCGACCUCCCUCUGUGUUCCUGGGGUCCCCUUCCAUAGGGGUGAGGAGGGAGCGGUCAGAGUGCCUCCUGAAGACUCUGCUCUCCCAGAGAUCUGAACUGGGGUCUCUGCCCUGGAAAUCAGGUCAGGAACCCAGCCCCAGCCUGGGUCCAAAGGGCAGGGGCUCAGUGGGCCAUUUUCAUGGUGCUGACCUAGGCCCUCUGAGAAGACCUUGCUCGUUCCUAUUUCUGAUGUCUUGGGGUCUCCCGCUUUGUUUUCUCAAAGCAAACCCUGACCACAGAGCCAUUUUGUUCUGUGCUUUGCAUUUUUGGUUUUGUCCUAACAUGUCACUGCGUCUGGCUUUUUUCAGGGGUCAGUGGUGUGUCCAGGCUGUGUUCCUGCCACAUUGGGGCCCUCUACUGUGCCACCUGAGUCAGUGAUAUGGUUGUAACAUCUUUUACUCUUGUAUUAAUGGCUAACCUGUUACACUGGGCUGGGGGUGGGGGUGGGGUGCUGCUGUUUUAUGGGACUUUUUGAUUGUUUUUUUUGUUUUGUUUUGUUUUUUUUUAAAAAAAGCUAUUGGAAUUCUAAGUUGCUAACAGUCUUCUGUGUUCUGUGUUCAAUGCCAGAUUCCCUGUGUGGGAACCGUCUCUUUUCCCUCAGCCCACCCCUUUCUCUCAGCCACGCAUUCCUUUGCUCACCCAGCCCCCCUGAGGGUGACAAGGCUGGAGGGGAGCCAGGGAGCCAAGGACACACUAAGGUCACUGGAGGGAGAAGGUUCCUGGAGGCCCCUAGGUGG
Alexandromys fortis (reed vole) is the source of this 3743-nucleotide messenger RNA. RefSeq names its product solute carrier family 7 member 5 (gene Slc7a5). NCBI's taxonomy places the organism in Eukaryota, Metazoa, Chordata, Mammalia, Rodentia, Cricetidae. Gene Ontology annotation, cellular component: membrane. Gene Ontology annotation, biological process: neutral amino acid transport; amino acid transmembrane transport. Bases 92 to 1615 code for a protein of 507 amino acids. The transcript has 10 exons. The record is from RefSeq and is a predicted model, not a curated record. Gene Ontology annotation, molecular function: neutral L-amino acid transmembrane transporter activity; L-amino acid transmembrane transporter activity.